GCCUGAGGGCCUCAGAUGCCCUGUAUUCCAGACGGAGCAUUGGAGUUGCAAAAGCUGCUCCUGCUGUGGGCGACCGCCCUGUCCCCGACCCAGAACCGCGCAGGCUCACACUCGCUGCGGUAUCUCUCCACCGCCAUUUCCCGGCCGGGCCUCUGGGAGCCCCGGUUCAUCUCUGUCGGCUACGUGGACGACACGCAGUUCGUGCGCUUCGACAGCGACGCGGAGAAUCCGAGGAUGGAGCCGCGGGCGCAGUGGAUGGAGCAGGAGGGGCCGGAGUAUUGGAAGCGGGAGACACAGAGAGCCGAGGGCAAUGAACAGUGGUUCCGAGGGAGCCGAGGAACGCUCUGCGCACGCCUGCGCUACUACGACCAGAGCGCGGGCGGCUCUCACACACUUCAGCGGUUUUCUGGCUGGGACUGUGGGUUGGACGGGCGCCUCUCCGGGUACGUGAAGUUCGCCUACGAGGGCCGCGAUUACAUCGCCCUGAACGAAGACCUGAAAACGUGGACGCCGGCUGACCUGGCAGCACUGAUCACCCAACGCAAGUGGGAGCAGGCUGGUGCUGCAGAGCUAAGCAGGGCCUACCUGGAGGACGAGUGCAUGGAGUGGCUCCACAGAUACCUGGAGCGCGGGAAGGAGACACUGCUGCUCAAAGGUACCCCCCCAAAGGCCCAUGUGACCCAUCACCCCAGAUCUGAAGGUGAUGUCACCCUGAGGUGCUGGGCCCUGGGCUUCUACCCUGCUGACAUCACCCUGACCUGGCAGUUGAAUGAGGAGGACCUGACCCAGGACAUGGAGCUUGUAGAGACCAGGCCUACAGGGGAUGGAACCUUCCAGAAGUGGGCAUCUGUGGUGGUGCCUCUUGGGAAGGAGCAGAAUUACACAUGCCAUGUGUAUCAUAGUGGGCUGCCUGAGCCCCUCACCCUGAGAUGGGAGCCUCCUCCAUCCACUGACUCUAUCAUGGUAAUCAUUGCUGUUCUGGUUGUCCUUGGAGCUGUGGUCAUCAUUGGAGCUGUGGUGGAUUUUGUGAUGAAGAGGAGAAAACACAGGUAG
This is a messenger RNA of Mus pahari (shrew mouse), 1053 nucleotides long. Its product is annotated as H-2 class I histocompatibility antigen, D-B alpha chain-like. Gene Ontology annotation, molecular function: peptide antigen binding; signaling receptor binding. Gene Ontology annotation, biological process: immune response; positive regulation of T cell mediated cytotoxicity; antigen processing and presentation of endogenous peptide antigen via MHC class I via ER pathway, TAP-independent. The record is from RefSeq and is a predicted model, not a curated record. Lineage: Eukaryota; Metazoa; Chordata; Mammalia; Rodentia; Muridae. Gene Ontology annotation, cellular component: external side of plasma membrane.